Molecule: messenger RNA, 1662 nt
Organism: Hemibagrus wyckioides
Lineage: Eukaryota; Metazoa; Chordata; Actinopteri; Siluriformes; Bagridae
Gene: gata1b
Product: GATA binding protein 1b
Exons: 6
Coding region: 184-1449 (421 amino acids)
Biological process (GO): positive regulation of transcription by RNA polymerase II; cell fate commitment; negative regulation of transcription by RNA polymerase II
Cellular component (GO): nucleus
Molecular function (GO): DNA-binding transcription factor activity, RNA polymerase II-specific; RNA polymerase II cis-regulatory region sequence-specific DNA binding; zinc ion binding
Source: RefSeq, a predicted model, not a curated record
ACUAACACCGCCACCACCACCACCACCACUGACACACCACCCUCACUUUCUCUUAUCGGACCAGCAGCACUUCAGAGCAACGCCUGCUCUUAACUGUAGCUCUUUCACCUCUCUUGCUCACCUGGAGGCACGAAGAUCACCCACACAGAACUUACAGCCAGUAAAGCUGCAGGAAUUUUGGUCAUGGAGACGACUGUAGAGUCUCGCUGGACGUCCUCGUCACUGAUGCCAAGCGAGGUUCUGCCCACUUACCCGUCUGACUCCAGUUUUGUGACUCACCCCGAGGACGACUCGACUUUCUCCAGCAUAGAGGCUGAAUGCAGCGGCCUGCCUUCCCUCUUCUCCAACGCCGUCCAGAGCCGGGGCACCCCGACAUACCGACACAGCCCAGUGAGACAGGUUUAUUCCUCUCCUUUCCUAAGUGGCCUGCCGUGGCUGGAGGGCUCCAGUGCUCACUCUCUCUCUAGCCCAUACCCAUCACCCCCUUCCUCCUGGCACGGUGGUACGUUCAGCAGGACCCCGGUGCUCCCCCACAGCUCCACCACCUCCUCUCCUUUCCAUCCAUCCAUCCCUCUGUCCUCCAUCAGAGCCCCUCGCUCUGAGCUCCACCCUCCUGGACUGGACUGCAAGGACAGUGUGAAAGGCGAGAGGGUCAGUCCUGCAGCGGGCGCUGAGGGUAUGGGGGGAGUUUACACCAUCAACCACAUCGCUGGUGGUGGUGUAUAUCCACACGAUCACGGGCCGCCACAGGCGCACACACACACUCACACACACUCGCUAGGACACUACAGCUCCUACAGCAGCCCCGCUCAGGAAUUCAGCAGCGUUGGCCUCUACUCGCCUUCUUCAUUCUCCCCGAAACUACGAGGCAAGAUGACUCUCUCUCCCACAGAAACGCGGGAGUGUGUGAACUGUGGUGCCACUGCCACCCCCCUGUGGAGGCGUGAUGGUACGGGCCACUACCUCUGCAAUGCCUGCGGACUGUACCACAAGAUGAACGGACAAAACAGACCUCUGAUCCGGCCUAGGAAGAGACUGGUUGUGAGUAAGAGAGCAGGGACUCAGUGUGCCAACUGCCAGACGAGCACCACCACGCUGUGGAGACGCAACGCCAGCGGGGAACCCGUCUGCAAUGCCUGUGGCCUUUACUUUAAAUUACACAAUGUGAACAGACCCCUCACUAUGAAGAAGGACGGAAUUCAGACACGCAACCGGAAAGUGUCGAGUAAGAGCAAGAAGGGGAGGAGGAACGCCGCUAUGGAUCCACUCGAUUCCUUCUCUGAGUCUUUGAAGGUCCCUGGAUUGGAGCAGCCCAUCGACACCUUUUCACUGGGACCCUACAGCCACGCCGUCCACCCAGUGGGCACCUCUUCUACGCUCCACACCCCGUCACACCUUUCCUACCCGUACCACCCUGCUGCUGCCGCCAUCUUUUCCGGCAUGGUGUGACAGAAUGGACGCUGAUGAUGUACACGCUUUAAAAAAACAACAACCAAAAAACCAUGUAUCAUGUUUCGUAUUCAUAAAAGCGUGGAUAAAUAUGAGACGAUAAUGAGUGUUCUGCAUUAUUAAUAUUUGUACUUGAUGUAAAGUCUUUACUUUCCUAUACAUUCAGUUUCCUGGCUAACCCUUGUGGUGGUGUGAAUAAAUUGUACAAACGAA